UAGAGACCCAACAUUUGAUAAAAGAUGAGCCAAGAACAACCACAAAGGCCUUGCGAAGACCAAGAAGAGUUAAUCAAAUAUGGUGAUGUUUCCUCAAUCGUGCAAGACAACUUAGUACAAAAGAUUGAUGCAAGUAGCAAUGAGAGUGAAACAAGACCACUAGCACCCCCAUCAGCCCUAACGAUGGGUGAAGCUCUUCAAGCCACUGUACUCAAAACAGGUAAGAAGGUUGUGAAUCAAAAUGAUGGUGCAAACAAUCAACCGAUAGAUGUUAGUGCCACUGGCCAAAAACAUAGUCCAAUAACAAUAGGGGAGGCUCUCCAAGCAACGGUGCUCACGGCCGGUCAGAAGGCAGUGGAUCGAAGUGAUGCUGCAGCCAUUCAAGCAGCAGAGGUUAGAGCCACUGGCCAAACAAAUAUCAUGCCUGGUGGGCUAGCUGCCACUGCUCAAUCUGCCGCACAAAUCAAUGCUAGAUCCACCACUUCGAAAAAGAUUACUCUUGCUGAUGUUCUCUCGGAUGCAGCAUCAAAGUUACCAAAAGAUCGGCCAGUGACGCGACAAGAUGCAGAAGGUGUGCUGGGUGCUGAGUUCAGGAACAACCCUAACAUAAGCACAUACCCUGGUGGCGUUGCAGCUUCUGUGGUGGAAGCUGCUAGAAUGAACCAAAGUUUUGAACAGCAUAAAAACUAAUUUACCUCCUUGUAUGUAUUUAGGAAUUUUGCAAAUAUGAUUAAAUUAGAAUUAUUAAUCUCUGUUAAUUCCUGUAGAUAUAUAGUCAACAUCUCUUGAGCUUGUUUAUGUCA
Messenger RNA from Beta vulgaris subsp. vulgaris (sugar beet), 803 nucleotides. Its product is annotated as late embryogenesis abundant protein 47. NCBI's taxonomy places the organism in Eukaryota, Viridiplantae, Streptophyta, Magnoliopsida, Caryophyllales, Amaranthaceae. The transcript has 3 exons. Bases 25 to 690 code for a protein of 221 amino acids. The record is from RefSeq and is a predicted model, not a curated record.